Schizophyllum commune H4-8 is the source of this 573-nucleotide messenger RNA. RefSeq lists its product as uncharacterized. The record is from RefSeq and is a predicted model, not a curated record. The transcript is spliced from 2 exons. NCBI's taxonomy places the organism in Eukaryota, Fungi, Basidiomycota, Agaricomycetes, Agaricales, Schizophyllaceae. The coding region runs from base 1 to 573 and encodes 190 amino acids.
AUGUACGCACCAGAACAGCUUGCCACGAAGAGGCCAGCGGCACCGCAGCCUAUCAACGACCAUCGUCCAUCUGACUCGGAGGACUCGUACGAUAGCGACGACAAGGUCAAGAUGAUCGUCAACAAGCGCCGGAAGACAGCGAUCGACGACGAGCUGACAAGUGCCGACGCCAAGGACACCAUCACGCCUUCCGACACUCACCAAGUCCCUUCCACCUCCUCCCAAUCAGCAACGACCGGUGUACAUGCUUCCCAGUCUAGCUCUGCGGCUGCCCACCUGAUCGAGGCUGCUGAAGACGAGAAGCGGGCGAUGGAUAAGCGGUGGGAAAGCGGUGAGAAUCGCGCUCGCACCGUCGGCCGGCCGCCAGCUGAUCGGACCGAUCUGUCAACAGCCGUCGCAAACGGACAGCAGGGGCUCGAAUGCAAGACUGUGGCGCCCGCAGGCAAGUUGGAAGGCAAUGUUUCAUCCUGCUCAGAUUGCAUUGCAUCCGAUUCCGCCAAGACUGAACAGUCCGAGCAUACGUCGCGCCAGGUGCUUCACACUGAUCUAGUAACCGUACCCGGACAGCUUUGA